Molecule: messenger RNA, 1642 nt
Organism: Copidosoma floridanum
Lineage: Eukaryota; Metazoa; Arthropoda; Insecta; Hymenoptera; Encyrtidae
Gene: myd
Product: stromal cell derived factor mayday
Biological process (GO): calcium-ion regulated exocytosis
Cellular component (GO): endoplasmic reticulum
Molecular function (GO): calcium ion binding
Source: RefSeq, a predicted model, not a curated record
CGAGCCUCUGUUUUGGCUACAGUAAAAUUAAAUAGUCAUUGAUCUUGUGGACAAGUGAAAAAAAGGAGACUAAACGAUUGUUGUACUGGUGGAUCAAUUGUAAUAGUGUACUCGAGGGGCUAUUUGUUAAGAGAAUGGGCAGGAAAAGGAGGACGAGACGAUGACGCCGAGGAGCUACAGCUGCCGAAGCCCAUGAAUUUUGCGCUACUGGCAGCGGAAUCUCGGCUUUCACGGCGCAUGCACCGGCCUUGUCCGUACGUCUAUAUGACACUUGUGCAAUCACUGAUAAUAUUGGACUAUGUGGGUACCGGAGAAAUAUAUCAGUCAGGAUAGAAAGAAAAUAGCUCAACGUUAAAAACGCUGGACUGAAAAAAGCCCUGAUUAAUAUCCUUGACAUGACCAGACUGCGCUUUCCACGGGCAGCAAUACUCCUCGCACUGACGAUUUACGCAUGUCUACUGGUAGUCUACUACCGGCACUCGAUGCCCCUGAAAAAUGAUGAGCCAACAGACGAUCCGGUACAAUCGAACGAUAGAAGUGGCGUUAACAUCGAGGAACUCCUGAAUGAAUUGAGCGACGACGACAGCGGCAAUUCUGAUACUCGAGACGAGCAGAGAGUCCGACUAUCCGCGAGCGAGGAUUCAAGGAAACUGCUGGAAACGAUAUUUUGGAAAGCUGACACUGACAAGGACGAUUUCUUGGAUAUCAGGGAGCUGGCCAAGUGGAUACACGCAAAGAUCAUAGACCACAUCGAUCGCUCUAUGAGGGACAACAUCGGACUUUUCACCUCUAUCGAUAGCAAUCCACGAAACGGUGAAAUCUCGUGGGACGAGUACCACGCUCACUUUUUGCGCUCGAAUGGUUUAUCGGAGGACUACAUCGACUCCUACAACGAGCGUCACUUGGAACUGUCGCGCAGUCAGAAAGAGGCCGUAGUGAGGGACAGGGCUCGGUGGUCCGAGGCUGCGAGGAAUGAUCCUGAUAAACUCACUCUGGACGAGUUUCUCGCCUUUACUCAUCCAGAGAGCAGUCACCGGGCACUGCUCCAGAUGGUUGAGGAUCUGUUCGAUAAGUUUGACCGUGAUGGUGACGAGCAGCUGACGGAAGAUGAAUUUUCCGAUCUUCCGUCGGAGGGUGUCAACGUUGAACCGAGCGUAUCUAUGCCUGUGAGGCAAGAGCGCCGCCAGGAAUUCCGCCAUCUGAUUGACAAGAACAAAAACGGGAAAGCCGAUCGAUCUGAAUUGUUGGCAUACAUAGACCCGAGAAAUCCAAGACACGCAAUACAAGAGGCUAAUCAUUUAAUCGAACUGUCGGACGUCAAUCACGACGGCAAGCUUCAACUUUCGGAAGUUCUUAGUAAGACAGAUCUGUUUCUGGGCAGCAAAAUGGUCGAUACCGAGGGCAGCUUUCACGAUGAAUUCAGAUGAAAAGAUGUACAGUCAUCACAGUACGACGACAUUAUUUACGAAGCGCCUAUAGCACAGUUGUAUUUACAUGAUACUUACGCACCUUGCAUUUCAGGAGGGAGGAAUUUUGUACGAUACAAGCUUUGUAGUUCCUAAGUAUUGUUUGUGACGAUGAAGAGAUGCGAAAAAAAUGUAAUCGUACCAUUUUUUAGUAUUUAAGAAAAUGUAAGUCAAUA